Messenger RNA from Aaosphaeria arxii CBS 175.79, 1245 nucleotides. RefSeq lists its product as uncharacterized. The coding region runs from base 89 to 1102 and encodes 337 amino acids. NCBI's taxonomy places the organism in Eukaryota, Fungi, Ascomycota, Dothideomycetes, Pleosporales. The transcript has a single exon. The record is from RefSeq and is a predicted model, not a curated record.
GCAGAAACACCAUUCUUCCUCGAUUUUUCUCAAUUUAGACCAUUUUACUUUCAAGACACUAAUACAAUCGAAGCACAAUCUGCCUAAAAUGUCCGACGCGAGAGAUCUCGUAAUCGAAGAAGAUCUCAAGACCGCCUGGUAUUUCUAUCGCGAAGAAAAAUUUCGCCAAAAUCUCAAGGACAACUGGUCAACCGUCGAUGGUUACACAACUUUCCUAGACACAGGAAUUGAGCCCACCCAUGGACCCCUGCGCGAUACAUAUAACAAACCCACCGCCGUCUACUUCGAGCAGUCCGCUCAAUGCGGCUGUUACGACAAUGUGCGCGGGUAUCCUUGUGUAUCACGAGUGUUUAUCGCAUCUAUAUUCGAAGCGUGGCGCGCGCGCUGCGGCGAUGAAAUGGACAUCGAGUUCGGACAUUUCCUCGCCAACCCUGAUCGGAUUACAAAACGUGGACCAAAAAACUUGAGCGAGAUUGCUGUGGCACACCAGGCCAUAUGUGAAAUGGCAAAAGCGAAAGCGAUCGACAAGAAAUACGAGAACUACGAGAUAUUGCCGUCCUAUCCUGCCGUCAUUUUGAUCUUCGAUCGUACACCAAAUGGCAAUGAGCCUGAUGAGGAUGGGUAUUACAAUCUGCGAAAGAAUGCGGAACGAGUAACGGUGCUCGUCAUGAAAACCGGUGCGUCCAUGGUCGAUGACGUUACGCUGGAAGAUUUGGACAAUUACGCUCUACCACUGGAAAGAUCCGACGCAAAUGGCAUAGAUAUUCGGCGUGUACCUCUAUCAAUCGCUGUGGACUUCAUCGUAACCCUUGAGAAUCGUAUGAGAGCACAGGAGAAAAAGAAGAGGCAAAGGUUUGACAGCGAAUUAGGUCCCUUUGAACUUCCGAAGGGUUUCGAUCCGAUUGUCAAGAGUGAUCCACAGAUGUGGGCUGCCGCACUGAUGGCGCCAAGUUCGACGGAGAAGAAGACUGACCCUUGGAGCAAUGUACAACAAGCGAUUCGACGAAUCGAGGCUCGUGCUUCUGGGAUUCCGAGCGGUGUCGACUUUGAGCAUGUGGAAUGGAUGCGCCAUUGGAAGUCUGGGUAUGAUGAAGCGCGAUGAGUUUCUGUCGCAUGUGUUUCGGCUCGUUAUGCUGCAGACCAAGCGACUCGAACGUUCGCGGCUAGUUUUUGACCUGAUUUCGCUUCCCCAAUUUUGAUUUCCGGGUACUAGGCCCUCUUACUGCUCCCAAAGUACAGGUCAUA